Eucalyptus grandis is the source of this 1747-nucleotide messenger RNA. Its product is annotated as ubiquitin C-terminal hydrolase 22-like. Lineage: Eukaryota; Viridiplantae; Streptophyta; Magnoliopsida; Myrtales; Myrtaceae. Gene Ontology annotation, biological process: protein deubiquitination. The transcript is spliced from 3 exons. The record is from RefSeq and is a predicted model, not a curated record. Gene Ontology annotation, molecular function: cysteine-type deubiquitinase activity. Bases 413 to 1282 code for a protein of 289 amino acids.
AGACGAGACCUAAAGCCAUGAAAACUCCAGUAGGACGAAGGUGAUUACAACUGCAGAAAUUAUUUGAUUUGUGAACAAAAUUUCUUGCAUCUAUUUAUGGAGCCAUGGAAAAUUGCACUUGAUUUUUCUUUGUGAUUAUAUUUGUCUCGCUGUCCAGUCAGCUUUGCAUAACGUGACAGCAUUGACAGCAUUCAUCAGACUGCCGUCUCCUGCCACGCGCCCCCCGGCCCCUACCACGCGGCCGCGCACGCCGAGGCCAUGCGCCCCGGUGCCGCCCCAGGCCGCGGUCUCCACUCCGCCGGCUUCCGCCACCUCCUCCGGCGGCUCCCGGGCGGUGGUGGCCCCGGAGAACCUGCGGAAGCGGCGGAGGGUUGAUUACCGGCCGUGGUCGCCGGACCCGCGCGAGCGCGCCAUGAUGGGGAGCUGUUCGAGCCCUCUCGAGUCCGUUUCGACCCCGGAUUUGCCGCGGGGCUUGCGGGGGCUCAAUAACUUGGGGAACACCUCCUUUAUGAAUUCGGUGUUGCAGGCAUUGUUGCACACUCCUCCUUUGAGUAGCUACUUCUUGAGUGACAGGCACAAUAGGUACUUUUGUCAGAAGAAGAAUGGGGUUAGUGGAAAUGUGAGUGAGAGGAAUGUAGAUGGUGCUCUUGAUGGAGGCCAUGGGAGCAAGAAUGGCAGCUUCUGUUUGGCCUGUGACAUGGACGCCAUGUUCUCGGCGGUGUUUUCAGGGGAGCGGAUGCCUUAUAGUCCCGCGAAGUUCCUGUACAAUUGGUGGCAACAUGCGGCUAACUUGGCAAGUUAUGAGGAGCAGGACACUCAUGAGUUUUUCAUUUCCAUGCUUGAUGGGAUCCAUGAGAAAGUGGAUAAGGAUCGACACCGGCUGCAGAGCCAAGGGAGUGGAGAUUGCUGUAUUGCUCACAGAGUAUUCUCUGGCAUCUUACGCUCUGAUGUCAUGUGUAUGGCUUGUGGUUUCACAUCUACAACAUGUGACCCUUGCUUGGAUAUUUCUUUGGAUCUGGAACAAAACCAACGUGGUUCUGCGAAGGCAACAUCAGCUAAGUCACAUCACUCCUGCAAUGGUGAGGCAGAGUGCAUGAAUUCAAGCCAGAACUCUGGGAUACCGACCUUGAUGGGCUGCUUGGACCGAUUCACAAGACCUGAGAGGCUCGGUUCAGACCAGAAGUUAUUCUGCCAACAGUGUCAGGUGAGGCAGGAGUCUCUCAAGCAGAUGUCCAUAAGGAAGCUCCCACUGGUUUCUUGCUUUCACAUCAAAAUAUUUUGACUUUCUUCCAUACGGAAGAUGUCGAGGAAGAUCGACUGAUAUCUGCAUUUUCCAUUUUCACUGGACAUGGCCCCUUACCUCUCUUCUUCCAUUUUGAAGAGAAGAUUUGGGAACAGGAUUUUCCCUUUUCAUGGGGACGAACCUGAUGCAUCAAAUGAGUUCUCCUCAGAAUUUGAGCUGUUCGCUGUUGUCACUCAAGAUAGCCAUGACUGGCAUGUGCAGAUGCAACAACUUUCCUAGUCUCGUAUUCAAAUUUUGAUUUGCUUGAAACAGAGGAAACAGAGCUCAGGUAUUACCCAGCUGUUUAUGGCACCGAAAUGAAGUGGGAGGAGCUGUACAUAUGAUCGUUAAUUUCGGGGACAGCUUCAUUGGUACUACAUUAGAACCGAGGACUGCCAACUAUAACUGUAAUCUUGACAUUGGAAUAACUCAUUGGCAAUAUUAGAAGUGCAAAUUGACUUGGAA